Messenger RNA from Sodiomyces alkalinus F11, 2370 nucleotides. RefSeq names its product kinase-like protein. Gene Ontology annotation, cellular component: cytoplasm; nucleus. Lineage: Eukaryota; Fungi; Ascomycota; Sordariomycetes; Glomerellales; Plectosphaerellaceae. Bases 1 to 2370 code for a protein of 789 amino acids. Gene Ontology annotation, biological process: intracellular signal transduction; protein phosphorylation. The transcript is spliced from 2 exons. The record is from RefSeq and is a predicted model, not a curated record. Gene Ontology annotation, molecular function: ATP binding; protein serine/threonine kinase activity.
AUGACCGUAGCACACGAUCUAACCCACCGUGGAUCCUCAUCCCAGAGCACCAGCAUGAUGGCUCUCGAAGAUCGAUUCGAAGUGUUGAAGGAUAUCGGGGACGGCAGUUUUGGGAGUGUAUCUCUGGCACGCGUCCGCACGGCCGGAGCUAAUGUAGCUCGUCGUGGCACGGUGGUUGCCAUCAAGACGAUGAAAAAGACUUUCGAGUCAUUUGCACCAUGUCUUGAACUCCGCGAAGUUGUAUUCCUGCGGACACUUCCACCGCAUACCCAUCUCGUCCCCGCCCUCGACAUCUUUCUCGACCCUUACAGCAAGAAGCUUCACAUCUGCAUGGAAUAUAUGGAAGGCAACCUCUACCAGUUGAUGAAAGCGAGGGACCACAAGUGUCUUGACAACGCUAGCGUCAAGAGCAUCCUCUACCAAAUCAUGCUGGGUCUCGAACAUAUCCAUGCGCACCACUUCUUCCACCGAGAUAUCAAGCCCGAGAAUAUCCUCGUCACAACAUCGGCGCAUCACGACUCGGCCGUUGCAUCGUUCCGUCGUUACUCGGCUCUUGUCACCCCGCCGUCCACCCCUCCCCCGAGCUACGCCGUCAAGAUCGCCGACUUUGGCCUCGCCCGAGAGACACAUUCGAAGCUUCCCUACACCACCUACGUAUCGACGAGAUGGUAUCGCGCGCCCGAAGUUCUGCUCCGUGCGGGAGAGUACUCUGCACCUGUCGACAUUUGGGCCGUCGGUGCCAUGGCCGUCGAGAUUGCCACCCUGAAGCCCCUUUUCCCCGGCGGAAACGAGGUCGACCAAGUUUGGCGCGUCUGCGAGAUCAUGGGCAGCCCUGGCAAUUGGUACAGCAAGUCGGGCGCUCGUGUCGGUGGUGGUGAAUGGCGCGACGGUGUCCGUCUGGCGGGGAAACUCGGCUUUUCGUUCCCCAAGAUGGCACCUCAUUCUCUGGAUUCGAUCCUCCAAGCGCCGCACUGGCCGCGUGAACUGAGCCACUUUGUGACCUGGUGUCUCAUGUGGGACCCCAAGGGCCGUCCGACGUCCAGUCAAGCCAUCGCCCACGACUACUUCAUCGACGCCGUGGACCCCCUGCGACCCAAGUCUUCCGCGUCGAGGAUCUUGGGCAGGAAGCAAUCGGAUUUGAGCCGUGUUAAGGAUGCUGCGACGGCGACGACGGCCCCGACCUCAUCAAAGCAAUCGUGGUUCCGAAAGUCUCUCAUCGGCCGAUCGGAGAAUUCGGAGACUUCCACGGUCCAAACCUCUGUCAAGGAGAACAUGGCACCCCGACCCGCCCCUCUUCACGCGCCUAACGAUGUGACUGCGAACGCCAAGGCCCGGGUAGCGGCAAGCAAGCGAAGCACCUGGACAAACGGCCCGUCCAUCGUCGCUCCCAUGCCUAUCCUGCCAAGCAUCAGGCCGAUAUCACCGUUGUCUGAUGCAGUGACGGCUCAGGCGAGCAACAGCCCUUCUCUGCACGAACAUGGCAAUGCCGGGGCCGUGCAGGCCGAUGCCCAUGGCAGCAAGAAGAUUGGCAGGCAGUUGUCAGUCGCGUCAUGCACAAAUCACUACACAGAGAUGCACCGACAACAAGCCGAGCGAGCCCUGAACGGCAACUCGGGGCUAGUGUCACCGCCAAGCGGUCACAAAGAGGGCUUCUUGUCUCAUUUGCGGAAGCGAGCGCGCCGCUUCUCGGGACGGAACCAGACGCCUAUCUCCCCCGCAUACGAGGACGUCGAAGCGCAAGCAGGUUGCGGUCCGUGGGCGAGCACUCGGUCAUCCUUGUUAAUCGACCAAUCCCCGCCGCCGCCGCCGCCGAAAGCAGACCCGUACGAAUCUCUCGACAAGGCGUCGCGCGAUGUGCAACAGCACCGCGACUCACAGCCAGUCGGGCUUUCCUACGCCUCGCCGACCAACAACCUCAAGAGACACCAUUCACUGCCUAAGAACCAGCCGCGCUCUGUGGACAACCUGGUGGCGGUUGCUCGGGGCGGCCCCAUCUCCAGUCGCGCCCGACGCACACAGGCGGUCCAGGGCAUGCAACAAUACGAUGCCCCCGACGAGGAAGAUGAACUGCUCGACGAAGUUCUCACGUCCACUCACCGGGCAAUGAAGAGUUUGGAGAAGGAUAGUCGGCCGGGCCUCCGGCAGUCGGCGAGCAACAUUGGCUUUUCCAACCCCUACCCGACGCCGUCUCCUUCGGCCAGCAACAACGCCGUCAUGUUCGGGGACGGGAACGAAUCUGUGACGCCCAAACCCUUGAACUUGAAGAAGUCGCAGAGUAACGAUUACAAAUGGCCGACACCACCCUACGAAGAGGGCGAGUGGGCCGCUUCUGCUUCAGCAAGCAUUUGGGCCGCAGGCAACCGGUUCUAA